This is a messenger RNA of Lutzomyia longipalpis, 550 nucleotides long. RefSeq names its product 40S ribosomal protein S20 (gene RpS20). Gene Ontology annotation, cellular component: ribosome; cytosolic small ribosomal subunit. NCBI's taxonomy places the organism in Eukaryota, Metazoa, Arthropoda, Insecta, Diptera, Psychodidae. Gene Ontology annotation, molecular function: structural constituent of ribosome. The transcript has 4 exons. The record is from RefSeq and is a predicted model, not a curated record. The coding region runs from base 125 to 490 and encodes 121 amino acids. Gene Ontology annotation, biological process: translation.
GUUUGCGUAGGAGGGUUCCUUCUUUUUGUGCAAGCGUUCGUGCGAGUCAGUUGUUCUGGUUCAGCGCUGGUUGCAAUUUUCACUUAAAAAACAACUAUCUCGACCAGGAAACAUCUUCUAAAGCAUGGCUGCUGCAGUUGCUAAGGAUAUUGAGAAGCCCCAGGCGGAAGUUGCAUCAGUUCACCGUAUUCGCAUCACCCUGACAUCUCGGAAUGUGCGCUCCCUGGAGAAGGUGUGUGCUGACCUGGUGACUGGCGCCAAAAAGCAGAAGCUGCGUGUUAAGGGUCCAGUGCGUAUGCCGACAAAAAUCCUGAGAAUCACCACCAGAAAGACACCUUGUGGUGAAGGUUCCAAGACCUGGGAUCGUUUCCAGAUGCGUAUCCACAAGAGGAUUAUUGAUCUGCACUCCCCCUCGGAGAUUGUUAAGCAGAUCACAUCAAUCAACAUCGAACCCGGUGUUGUGAUUGAAGUGACCAUCGCCGGAGCUUAAGAUGGCCACAACUUCCGGAAGGAGAAGAGAAAAUUAAAUAAAAAAUGCAUUUCUCCGGAA